AUGAUACUCCAUUCUAAAAAAAAAUCUUUAUUUGUAUAGGGUUUCAAAAAAACAAUAAGCCAUGUUUUCGAUAAAUGGAAAAUGCAAAAGUUUUAUUAAAAGUUGAAAAAGAAAUUAAUUCAUGAAAUAUAAAAUAAUAUGGAUUAAAUUUAAAAUCUUUCUUGGUAAGGAUAAUAUAGUAAGAGCAAAUUAAAAGUUGGUAAAUGGAUGGUUUAUUGGAAUAAUGAAUUUCUAAAGAAUGUUGGUGGAUACUAUAUGGAAGGAUAAAAGCAAGGAUUAUGGAAGGAUCUGUUCCUAAACUAUUGUGAGUAAGUUAUAAAUAUUUAAACUUAUGAAAAGUUAAAAUCUAGCUUUCGAAAUUGGAGAAUAUGAGAAUGACCUUAGAAUUGGUAAUUGGAAUUAUAUUUGGUUAGAAAAUAAGAUGUAAUUAUUUUAAUAAUUGAUUAGUUGUGGAGGGUUGUACAAUAAAUAUGGUUAAAAAUAAGGUAAAUGGGUUGAGUUUGACAAAAGAUUUGGGAUAAAUAGGUAAGUCUUAUAUAAAGGGGAAUAUAAUUUUUAAGGCAUAAAGAUAGGUAGAUGGGAUAUUAUGUAUAAAUGUUGUGAAUAUUUUGAAAAUGAAGAUGAGGAAUAUAAAUAAAUGUAAAUAGUGUAUAAUUAUAGAUGCUUCUUAAUAUUUUAGAGGUGGCGGAAUAUAUGGUUUGGGAGAUGGUUAAAUUAAGAUUGGAAGGUGGAUAGAUUUAUGGGAUAAUUUUGAAAUUAAAAGAGAAAUCACUUUAAAUGGUGUAUAUAAUAUGAAAGGUAUGAAGGUAGGUAAGUGGAGUAUAGCAUGCAAGAAAAAAUAAAUGUAAAAAUUAGAUGAGUAUAGGGGCAUAAUAAUAAAUUAGUGGUGGUGGAAUAUAUGGUGAGGGAGAAGGUGAAAUUAAAAUUGGAAGGUGGAUAGAGUAGUGGGAGAAUUUUGGAUGGGAUAGAGAGGUCACCUUUGAAGGUGAAUAUAAUAUGAAAGGCAUGAAAAUAGGAAGAUGGGAUAUAUGGUUUGUAUGGUUUUCUGGUUUCUCAAAGAAAAAAUUUAUUUGUGGUGGUGGUUCAUAUGGAGAGGGUUAGAUUAAGAUUGGAAGAUGGGUAGAUUUGUGGGAGAAUUUUGGAUAGCAUAGAGUUGUUACUUGUCUUGGCGAAUAUAAUAUGAAAGGUGAGAAAGUAGGUAGAUGGGAUAUAAUCCACAGGGGAAAAUAAAUGUAUAUAUUAAUUAAUCAUAGGUGCAUAUUACAAUAUUUUAGUGGUGGAGGAUCGUAUGCUGAGGGAGAAGAUUAGAUUAAAAUUGGAAAGUGGGUAGAGGUUGAAAUAUUUCAAGAUUUUAGGGGAUCAAAUUUCAUCACUUACAAUGGUGAAUAUAAUAUGAAAGGAAUAAAAAUUGGUACUUGGGUGUAAAAUGGAGAGAAGAAAGAUGAGAUGGAAAUCUAAUAUUUGAAAAAAAAUAAAAUUAAUCUAAAUAAAUGA
Messenger RNA from Paramecium sonneborni, 1494 nucleotides. The record is from the annotation of a GenBank genome assembly. NCBI's taxonomy places the organism in Eukaryota, Ciliophora, Oligohymenophorea, Peniculida, Parameciidae.